This is a messenger RNA of Verticillium dahliae VdLs.17, 255 nucleotides long. RefSeq lists its product as uncharacterized. The record is from RefSeq and is a predicted model, not a curated record. The transcript has a single exon. The coding region runs from base 1 to 126 and encodes 41 amino acids. NCBI's taxonomy places the organism in Eukaryota, Fungi, Ascomycota, Sordariomycetes, Glomerellales, Plectosphaerellaceae.
AUGAACGGCCGCUCCGUCAGCAGCGCGAGGCAUGUGUUGGUGAUUGAGCCAAGACACGCGCUUCAGCAGAGUGAGGCGGAGGGUGACAGGACCGCACUCGAUCAUCCAUCCGGGUUGGCUACCUAACCGAAAUGCACGUGGACGGCACUGCCUGGAUUGCAAAAGAUUGCAAAGGCACCAUCUCACUCACCUCCGUCCGGGUGAAGCGGUUCGGCGCAGGCAGGCGGCGUCCUGUGUUGCCAGCACACAGCCCGC